Molecule: messenger RNA, 1673 nt
Organism: Anguilla anguilla (European eel)
Lineage: Eukaryota; Metazoa; Chordata; Actinopteri; Anguilliformes; Anguillidae
Product: kynurenine--oxoglutarate transaminase 3-like
Exons: 13
Coding region: 125-1417 (430 amino acids)
Biological process (GO): biosynthetic process
Cellular component (GO): mitochondrion; cytoplasm
Molecular function (GO): pyridoxal phosphate binding; L-kynurenine:2-oxoglutarate transaminase activity
Source: RefSeq, a predicted model, not a curated record
AAGCAGUGUAACACCUGCGAACAAAGAAAGAUCUACUGAUUUCAUGCUUCAAGAGGUGGCUGGAAUGCAGAGUCACUAAAAAUCUUCCCCAAGUGUUCAACCUCACCCCCCCUUAACGCACGAAAUGACGUCUUUUAGGCAUGAACAUUCCAGGAGAAUAAAGGGGCUGAAUAAGAAUGUUUGGGUGGAUUUUCCCUCUGUGGAAGCAGACCCUUCCAUUGUCAACCUGGGCCCUGGAUGUCCAGAUAUCCCUCCUCCAGCCUACCUCAAGGAGGGCUUGGCUCAGGCUGCAGGAGUGGACAGGCUGAACCAGUACACAAGAGGAUGUGGGCAUCCAUCUCUAGUCAAGGCACUGUCACAAGUGUAUGGGAAAGUAUACAACAGAGACAUUGACCCAUUCAAAGAGAUUUUGGUGACAGUAGGAGGUUUUGGCUCUUUAUUCUGUACUAUACAAGGUCUGGUAGAAGAAGGAGAUGAGGUUAUAAUUAUUGAGCCCUUCUUUAAUGCCUAUGCGCACAUGGUCCAAAUGGCAGGAGCAAAGCCUGUGUUCAUUUCCUUAAGGCCUCCUGAAAACAAGAUGAGCAUCACUAGUGCUGACUGGGUUCUGGAUCCAGAUGAGCUAGCACGUAAAUUUACCCCAAAAACCAAGGCUAUAAUAAUCAACACGCCAAACAAUCCUGUUGGGAAGAUUUUCACCAGAGAGGAGUUGCAGAUGGUUGCUGCCUUGUGCACCAAGCAUGACACACUCUGCUUCAGUGAUGAGGUCUACGAGUGGCUGGUCUACAAAGGCCACAAGCACAUCAAGAUAGCUGUGGCCUGUAGUUCAACCGUGUCUCUCACAGCUACUCUCCCUGGUAUGUGGGAUAGAACCAUCACCAUAGGCAGCGCUGGGAAGACCUUCAGCGUGACUGGAUGGAAGCUCGGGUGGUCCAUUGGCCCAGAACAUUUGGUAAAACAUCUUCAGACAGUCAUGAAGUAUACAUCUUUUUCCUGUCCAACUCCUUUACAGGAAGCCUUAGCUCAAGCGCUCCUGUGGAACUGCAGCCGCAUGGGACGCCCGGACUGCUACUUCGCCUCUCUGCCUGCGGAGCUGGAGGAGAAGAGGGACCGCAUGGCAGCCAUGCUCCGGUCGGCCGGCAUGUCCCCCGUCGUUCCCGAGGGAGGUUACUUCAUCACGGCAGACGUCACGGCCCUCAACAAAGAUCUGUCACACAUGGGAGAUGAUGGGCCAUAUGACUACAAGUUUGUGAAAUGGAUGAUCCAGGAAAAGAAACUGUUUGCUAUUCCAGUGACGGGCUUCUGUGGGGAGGAUUCUAAGAAGCGAUUUGAGAAGUACGUUCGCUUUUGCUUCAUAAAGCGAGAUAGCACUUUGGAUGCAGCAGAGGUUAUACUGAGUAGCUGGAACAAAGACUCUUAAUGCAGUAACAAGUGCAACACUCUGUCCCUGCUUCCAAGGUUACAUCUACUUGGUCAGAACGCUAAGCAUAUUAUUUGACAAAACAUUCUUGCAAUAUGUACCACAAAAUGGAACCUGCUCCAGAUUUGCCAUUUAAGUAAAAGAAAAUGAUAUUCCAUCCACAGACCUUUUGCCGUCCUUUUGAUGUCUUUUGUGGACCCUUUGUAUGGCAUCAAACAUACUUAAAAAUGAAAAUAAAAAGAAAGUCGAAAGUGAA